AUGGCGCAGAACCUGAUUAUGGGCGAUGUUCGCCGUUACAACCCGUGGUUAAACCUCGACUGCCCGAAUCUACGCGUUGCCACUCCCGUUUUGAGAAGUGUGCUGUGUCUUGGACCGCAGGAUGCCGACAUCACUGUGACAGCGCCGGUUCCCGGCAGACCUACGGCGGCGCCCGGCACGGGCGAUGGGUAUACUGUCAACCCCAUUAACCCACCCGAGGGAGGAGAGGUCGCCGAGAGAACCGCAUUGCGCUGUGGAUGA
This is a messenger RNA of Colletotrichum graminicola M1.001, 261 nucleotides long. RefSeq lists its product as uncharacterized. The record is from RefSeq and is a predicted model, not a curated record. Lineage: Eukaryota; Fungi; Ascomycota; Sordariomycetes; Glomerellales; Glomerellaceae. The transcript has a single exon. The coding region runs from base 1 to 261 and encodes 86 amino acids.